GGGGCCGCCGCCUCCACCCGCAGGGCCAUGCUGCUGCGGCCGCUGCGGGGCUGGGCAGCCCGGGCACUGCGGGGCUUCGGGCGGGAGAGCCCCGGCAUCCCCGCCCCGGGCGCCCGGCCGCCGGGGGCGCAGCACCGCGCCUGGCUUCCUGAUAAAGGUAGAGAAAAUGAAAAGGAGAAAAAAUCAGUGAUUUGUGUUGAGGGCAAUAUUGCAAGUGGGAAGACGACAUGCCUGGAGUUCUUCUCCAACACGACAGACGUUGAGGUGCUAAUGGAGCCUGUGUCCAAAUGGAGAAAUGUCCGUGGCCAUAACCCUCUGGGUCUGAUGUACCAAGAUGCCUGUCGGUGGGGGCUCACCCUGCAGACAUAUGUGCAGCUCACCAUGCUGGACCAGCACACUCGUCCUCAGACAUCACCAGUUCGGUUGAUGGAGAGGUCCAUUUACAGUGCAAGAUACAUUUUUGUAGAAAACCUGUAUAGAAGUGGGAAGAUGCCUGAAGUGGACUAUGUGGUUCUGUCCGAAUGGUUUGACUGGAUUGUGAGGAACAUCCAGGUGUCGGUGGAUCUGAUAGUUUAUCUCCGGACCACUCCUGAGAUCUGUUACCAGAGAUUAAAGAUGAGGUGCAGGGAAGAGGAGAAGGUCAUUCCACUGGAGUACCUGGAUGCUGUUCACCGCCUCUAUGAGGAGUGGCUCAUCACAGGAGGCCUCUUCCCAGCUGCGGCCCCUGUUCUGGCUAUUGGAAGGAACAUCAGUGGCUGCUCUGGGCUGUCACACAGUGAUGCCCUUGGGAGGUGUCAAGGUGAUCGAUGCUGACCACAGCAUGGAGAAAAUGUUACAGCUCUUUGAACAAAACCGGGCCUGGAUGUUUACUCCUGAGAAUUGGAAGCAUGGCCCGUAGGAUGGGAAAAGUCUGCAGGACCAUGCCAGGAAAAUACCCGUUUGCUAUCAGGAGCAAUUUGAAAAAAUCUCUUACCAGGGCCUCUUAUUUGGCCAGAUUUAUUUUUCUAAUGACCUUUUCCACUUGGUCGGUGUCUUCACCAUGGGACCAGUGGGUUUGUCUGCUGGCCCUUUGGUGUUUGCAGCUGCACAUUCCCCCUGGUGGCUUCCCACUGGGUCCCUCCAUGGAAGCCCUGAGGAAGGACGCUUGCAUCAUGCUGGGUGCUGGGUGUUUUCAGACCACCUGGCAGGGUGGGGUGGGGUAGUAGUCUUACAUCCCAGGUGAGGAGUUGAAGCUCAGGUUCAGGUUCCACUGGACAGGCUGCCUCUUCCUGAGCACCACUCCCCACAGCCCUGCCUCCUGUUGCCGCCCCUUGCACCUUCAUGGGGAGAGCUGGCAGUGCGUGGAGCUGAUCUGAGCUUCUGAUUGUUGAGCAGUUCUCAAAGACAGCCAGCAUUGUAGACUUCCAUAAAACCGUGCUGUUUGGCUCAAGCCAAGUGGUCUGUGGCUUCCUGACAUAGGCGUUGCAGCCUCCACCCCUCCAUCAUCUGGACUUCAGUGGCUGCAGAAGAAUCCCAAGUCAGCUCCUGAAUGGUGCCCAGUCUCCUUAGGGAUGAAGGUGCAGCCCAGCAGUCACCAUUUCCAUGUCAGGAAGUAGGAUUUGGGGCCUGGACACUUUGACUGUUUCCAAGCAAGGCCAGGAGCAGCCUGCCCUGGCUUCCAAGGCUCCCUCACUCCCUCACCCCCUCAUGUCCUCAUGUGAGGAGCUUUGCCCUUAGAAUGACUGAGCAUUUGUGACCCAGGGAGAGAGAGAAAUGGCCACAAGUGUUUUGGAAUGUUUUUGCAUGCAAGGGGACCUAACAGGUCAUAGAGCAUGACACUGUCAUUGGAUCAGCUGUAAUGGUGCACUGAAGGGGCAAUACGUCAUGAACCAAGUGGGAAGCAAAAGAAAGGAAGAACUUUCUCUCUAUGGACAGUCUGAAUGGAAAAGUCAAGGUUGGCCAACAAAGGCUCUUGAUACACUGCAGCUUCUGGUAUUCUGGAGGUGGGUGGAGAGUGCCCCAAGAAAACUGGGCACAAGCACAGGAGGGGUUAUUGUGAACUCUGGAGAAAUACAGCAAAUGCAGUUCCCCCAAUGCUAAAUAUGGACACCUGUGCACGUGGCACUCUAUCAACAGGUGCUAAGUGGUCAAGGAUUCCAGGUCCUUUCUGUUUGAGCCAGUUUUGGGCCCUGUCAGCAGGAUGAGGAAGGGACAGCAGCACAGUGGGAUAGGGGAAUCGUGUCCAGCAGCACCUGCAGCCCAAAUGCUGGUGAUUAACCAGAAAACUGAGGAAGGCAGGUUCCUUCGUUCAGGAAACCUGACAUACUGGGGCCAUCUUUGGGAAUUUGUAAAUGAGCAGUCCAGUACUUCCCCCUCAACUGAGGUAGAGCAUCUGUUUUGGGAGAAACGUCAUUUUUCUCUAGCUCAGUGGAAGGCAGUAAAUCUUUCAUUUGAACCCUGGCGUUAAUUUUCAGGUGCUUCUUAUGCUAGUGACUUUAGCUCCGUGCAAUAUCCUUUUUUAUUUAAACAUUUUUUUUCCAUUUUUAUUAAGAUAUAUUUCUUGUACAGGGGGAUUCAUCGUGACAAUUCCAAAUAGUCCCUGCGAUAUCCUUUUGCCAGUAAGAUAAUGUGUUCUUAUUUUUAAACACCGUGUUUCUUUUUUUAUUAUUAUAAUUUUUAUUAGAUCCCCCCUCCCCCCGCACUACACCAUGUUUCUUAAUAUGUUGUGUAAGGGUCCAGAGAAGCCUGCUUGUCCUCACACUCUGGCAUCUUGGAGAGCAGUGGUUGGGGCUGAUUGCCAAACCUCCCAUCCCAGGUAUCACACCUGAAACAGCCAGAGCCAAGCUUGUACAAGGACUGCUGUCUUGUGUGACGGGGACUGGUGGAAGCAUGUGUCAUGAAGUGGUUCCCAACGUUGCCAUGAACCUGGGCUGGAAAAGGGCAGAUGGCACAUGGUAGACAUGACAGGGACUAGUUCUUAGACACAAGGAGGCCUCCUGAGAGCCUCCCAGAAAUGGCUAAGAGAAUCAUGGCAGAAGCUGGCAUCCAAGCAUAUUGGAUUCACCCUGUUCUUACUCUGAGGCUGAGGAUCUAUGUCAGUAUAUCCAGAGCUGCCUAGGCUGCUUUGACUCCUAUGAAUUUUUUAAAAAUUAUCAAAUAAUAUACAUAUUUUCUUUCAGUUUUAUUUUUAGUGAGAUUCAAUUCAUAUUUAAGUUUUUUGUUUUACUUACGUACCAUGCUAUUAAAACCAUUAAAAUAUUUCAUGUAUCUGGUGAUUUAAAAACAAGUUAUAAAUAUCCUUCUCUUUCACAUGAAAAGUAUGUGUAGCUGAGCACCAGUGGCUCAUCCCUGUAAACCUAGCUACUUGAGAGGCUGAGAUCAGGAUGAUCCAGGUUUGAGGUCAGCCUAGGUAAAUAGUUCUCA
This is a messenger RNA of Castor canadensis (American beaver), 3402 nucleotides long. The record is from RefSeq and is a predicted model, not a curated record. Lineage: Eukaryota; Metazoa; Chordata; Mammalia; Rodentia; Castoridae.